UGACACAUAAAUGAUGAGAAAACAGUACGCUACGCAAAACCCACUCUCUUAUCACUACUAAAUUUUAGUGUUUAGAGAAUUCAGUGAAUUUUAUUGAGGCUUUGGCGAUUCCAUUUAUUAAAACAAGUAUUUAAAUGAAUCGGAACCUAUGUUAAAGUCACCCAAGAAACCCAUGACGGACGCCUAAGGAAAGGUCUCUGUUGUGGCUGCUCCUUCUUAGUAGACGUCCUCAUAUAAAGAUGAAGCCCUACACCAAAGCAGUUUUAAAAGGGAAAAACUACAUACAUGGUUCUUUUGCCAUCUUGAGAAGGACUUCAACCAAAAUGCCCAUCCAGCGUGUGCCACUCUUCUUGUUAGCCUGCGGAUCCUUCAAUCCCAUCACCAACCAGCACAUGAGGCUGUUUGAGCUUGCCAGAGACCACAUGCACAGCACAGGCCAGUACCAAGUGAUGGGUGGCAUCGUGUCUCCUGUGAGUGACAGCUAUGGGAAGCAAGGCCUGACACUGGCAAAGCACCGGAUUGCCAUGGCAAAGAUGGCGCUCCAGAGCUCAAACUGGGUCAAAGUCGACGAAUGGGAGAGCCAACAGGCUGACUGGACUGAAACAGUGGUCACUCUGAGGCAUCAUUAUGGUCGUAUUCUAAACGAGUAUGAACAGAGGAUACUUGAAGACUCCAGUGGAAUCAGAGGUCACUCACAAAGCAUUCCUCCUCAGCUCAAGCUUCUGUGUGGAGCUGAUUUCCUGGAAACCUUCAAGAUUCCCGGCCUGUGGCGGGAUGACCACAUGGAGGAGGUGGUCGGGGGCUUUGGUUUGGUGUGCAUUAGUCGAGGCGGGCUGCAGCCCGAGCAGACGGUGCACGAAUCAGACACCCUUUGGCGUUACAGACAAAACAUCUUCCAGGUGAAAGAAUGGGUAAGGAACGACACCAGCGCAACAGAGGUCCGGCGGGCUCUCCGACGGGGAUUGAGCGUCAAAUACCUGAUCCCAGACUCUGUAAUAGAAUACAUUGAGCAGCACAACCUAUACACCGAGGACAGCGAAAGGAGAAAUGAGGGCAUGGCUCUGAGGCCGCUCACCAAACAAGCACAGCAGCGCUUUGAAAGUCUGGAUGACUGACACACAUCAACACGUGUCCCAAGAGUUCCACGAGCCGAUGAUGCACCAGCUCUACAUACGUACGGACGGAGCGUGUCUGGCCUGGUCAGUCAUUCUGCCGGUGGAGUGGGGGGCAGCUUUCAUGCAGGCCUGGCUACCGGCAGAGAAUCUGGGUGACUGACAAGAGUAAGCUGAUCAUAAGACAUCCUUGAAGUAUGAAGUCGAUCACAGAUCCGUGCUUCUCUUCUCCCAGGGUCACGGGGAUUUAAUUUACUCUGAUGCAGUGUGGUGGAGAUAAUAUCAAUGUCAUUGAUGUUGGACGUGAAAGAUAUUCACCAGCCUUUGCUCACUUCACUUCAUGGACAUGUCAUGUUCAUUUUGUGGAUGAAGUUUUCUGUUGCAGUUCUGUUUCGCCUUUGCCAUGUUGCUCUGCCUACUCCUGACCCCCCCCCCCCCCCCCCCCUUCCUCCUCUGCGGUAUACUAUUUGGCUGGUGCGCUUCUUUUUCUUUUUUGGGUGUUGUAAUGGCCGCAUUUUUUUUCCAUCUCCAGGUUUAAAAUGCAUGUUUUGUCCCCAUAAAAACUACGACUGACCACAGAUCACACAUGAAUUAUUGUUUGUCCAUAGGGCAGGCAUGUCUAGCUCUGGGCCUGUCCUGCCUGUUUUCCAGCUUUCCGGGCUGCAACGUACCUGAUUCAGAUGAUCAGCUCAUCAGCCAGCUCUGAAGCAGCAUUAGAACUAUCUUGAUGAUUUGAAUCAGAUGUGUUGCUCCUGGGAGAGCUAGAAAACAGGCAGGACAGCGGCCUUUGAGGACUGACUUUGGACAUCCCUGCCGUAGAGCCAGUGGUUAGCCCGUCUACCUUACAGUGCAGAGGUUGUGGGUUCAAUCCCAGCUCUCUGCUUACUGUGUGGAGUUUGCAUGUUCUCCCCGAGCCUGCUUGGGUUUUCUCCGGGUACUCCUCCCUCCCACCUUCCAAAAACAUGCAUGGCAGGCUGAUUGAACACUCUAAAUCAGGGGUCUUCAACUCCGGGCCAGGAGGACUACUGUCCUGCCUGUUUUCCAGCUUUCCCAGGAGCAACACACCUGAUUCAAAUAAUCAAGAUUGUUUCAAUGCUGCUUCAGAGCCGGCUGAUGAGCUGAUCAUGUGAAUCAGGUGUGUUGAAGCCAGGAAAGCUCGAAAACAGGAAGGACAGGCCCGGAGCUAGACAUGCUUGCUCUAAAUUGGAUAUUAUAUCAAAAUAGGUGUCAGUGUGAGCACGGAUGGUUGUUUGUCCCCCAUCUACUGCCCGAAGCAUAGGCUCCAGCACCCCCUGCAACCCUUGUGAGGAUAAAGCGGAUCAGAAAAUGGAUGGAUGGAUGUUUGUCCAUAUAUACUCUGCGACUGGCUGACGACCAGUUAAGGGUGCUGGGAUAGGCUGCAGCUCACCUGCAACCAGUUAUGUUAAUUAUUUUACUUUAUGUUAACUGCUUUGUUAAGCACUUUGUUACAGCUGCAGCUGUUGUGAAAGCGCUAUAUAAAUCAGCAUGUAUUGUAUUGUAAACACUGUAGAAAAUGAAUGGAUGAGAGGAUGUUUAGUUGCUUAGUUGUGUCUGCCAGAUCUUCCUGACAGCUGCUAAACUAUUAGAGGUAUUUCCUUCUGACUUGUGAAGGCUCAUUGACAUCUCUUUUGAAAAGAACGUGUGUUCCUACUCAAAGAAUUUUGCUGUGGUGUGAGAUUAGUAAAUGAAAAGAGUUUUUCAACAAA
This is a messenger RNA of Hippocampus zosterae (dwarf seahorse), 2839 nucleotides long. RefSeq names its product nicotinamide nucleotide adenylyltransferase 3 (gene nmnat3). The record is from RefSeq and is a predicted model, not a curated record. The transcript is spliced from 6 exons. Bases 240 to 1115 code for a protein of 291 amino acids. Lineage: Eukaryota; Metazoa; Chordata; Actinopteri; Syngnathiformes; Syngnathidae. Gene Ontology annotation, cellular component: mitochondrion. Gene Ontology annotation, molecular function: nicotinate-nucleotide adenylyltransferase activity; nicotinamide-nucleotide adenylyltransferase activity. Gene Ontology annotation, biological process: NAD+ biosynthetic process.